Molecule: messenger RNA, 1267 nt
Organism: Magallana angulata
Lineage: Eukaryota; Metazoa; Mollusca; Bivalvia; Ostreida; Ostreidae
Product: multiple epidermal growth factor-like domains protein 10
Exons: 6
Coding region: 19-978 (319 amino acids)
Molecular function (GO): scavenger receptor activity
Source: RefSeq, a predicted model, not a curated record
AAUAAUUUCAUUGCCCCCAUGGGUGUCACAAAGAUUUACAUUGCUUUGAGCGUUUUAUUCUGUCAAGGUGUAACUUACGUAAACGUCGGAUUCAAAAAAUCUGCAUGGGAGCAGAAUCCUUAUAAAUACAGUCAAUGGGGAGCAGAGCGUGCUGUGGACGGUCUCUAUUCAGACCUUUCUGCUGCUGGAGGACAAUGUGUGAUAUCAGACGAUUACCAAUCUACAGCAGAGUGGCGGGUGGACCUUGGAAGAAUACACAUAAUCCAUCAUAUUGUCAUAUAUUACAGGACGGAACAUAAAAAUUCAGAUAUAAUCAACGUGUAUGCCUCAAGAUUUUUGGGAUUCUCAGUGUACGUAUCAAACACAACUAACAAAAACGAUGGAAUUCUUUGCUUCAUGGACAGGAACUUCACAAUAGAAACAAUACCUAAACCGAUGAACAUAAUAUGUCCGAACCAGGAGAGCGGAAGAUACGUCAUAUAUCACAACAACAGAACGCAUCCUCCUUAUCCUGAUGGUUAUUCUACCUAUGCUUACAACGAGCUUUGUGAAAUGGAAGUUUUCUCUUGUGCUGUAGGUACAUAUGGAUUGGAAUGUAAGGAAACUUGCGGAAACUGUCGUAAUGUUAGCCAGCGUUUAAAAACUAAUGGGAAGUGCUUAGAAGGAUGUAAAGAUGGCUUUCAGGGAAUCUUGUGCAAAUCACCUUGUAACACAGGAUCAUAUGGUAUCGAUUGCAAAGAAAAAUGCGGCAACUGUCUUUAUGUUUACAAGUGUUCAUAUUCUAACGGAACGUGUUUAACUGGAUGUGUCGCUGGUUAUCAUGGGAAUUUGUGUAAAACACCAUGUACGUUAGGUUCGUUUGGACUGGAAUGCAGAGGCACAUGUGGUAACUGCCGUAUGUGUUCAAAUGCGAAUGGUUCUUGCUUAACUGCAUGCGAUGCUGGAUACUUGGGAGAAUUGUGUAAAACGCGUGUGUAAAUGAUUUAUUUUGUUAUCUAUUUCAUAAAUAUAUCUCUUAAAACUAGAUUUGCAUAAUCAAGGAAACUGCCUAAAGCAAUGAUUUUAUUCUGAUUUCUCUCAUGUCAUUAUUAUCAAAAUUAUACAAAAAAUAUGAAGCUGAAUUAAACUUUAAAACGGCUUGCAGCGCAGGUUUUUAUUAUCCUGAUUGUUGACAAUAAUGUGGAAACUGCCUUGACGUUAACAAGUGUUUACAUACUAAUGGAGUGUGUUUAACUGGAUGUGAUGUUGGGUAUCAAGGAGCACUCUG